AUGGAGAAUAGGUUUCUAGAUUACCCUCUUUACGAUUAUGCAGCAAGGAAUUGGGGCUACCAUGCCAAAAGGCAGUCGCUUGGUCCGCCAAAUUAUUGCCUCAAAUUGUUAGAGAAUGACCAGAAAGCUGCCACGUGUGCCCAAGUCCGAGAUAUAACCAGUAACACACGAAGCGCCGGUCUUCAUAUGGCUGCUUGGUUUGGCCUUGAAUCUGAAGUAGAGGCUCUCCUGAAAAGGAAUCAUCAGCCUGAUGUUACCGAUUUGUGGAAUAAGACAUCCCUAUUUAUCGCCGUCCGCGAAGGCCACGAAGCGAUCGUGAGGACCUUGCUCCGCCACGGUGCCAAUCCUCAGUUCCAAGACCUCACCGGGAGGACUCCGCUAUCACUUGCAGCAGAGCUUGGUCGUGGAUCUCUGAUCAAUCUAUUCCUCAAACUAGGUUUGGAUCCAGAUGUCGCUGAUGAAUAUGGCUGGAACCCACUGUUUUAUGCUGCCAACUGUGGGCACAUGGAAGCUGUGAAACUUUUGCUGGAUGCCCAAGCAGAUGUUGAAAAGAAAGAUCGGUAUAAUGGCAUGACUGCCUUAUCAUGGGCAGCCUGGGAGGGUCACUUGCCUAUAGUCCGGUUUCUACUCGACAAAGGUGUACGACCCGAUCCCACAACCCCACAAGAAGAGCUACUGCAUUGGGCAGCCAAGUAUCGCUUUACCUCGCUCAUCAAAAUACUCCUGGAAGAGGGUGCUGAUAUAAAUAAGAGGGACUCGCAAAGUGGCUGGACCCCACUUUCACAUGCAGUGAUGCACCAACACAAUGAAUUAGCUGCUCUGCUGGUUGAGAGAGGAGCAAAUUUAGAAUACAGAGAUAAAUUUAGCCGAACUCCCUUUUUUCACGCUCUUGAGAGGAUCAAUCCUACUCACAGGAGAAAACUCAGUUCUCCCUAUGGGUUAUGUCGUCUUGAUCCCCUUACCUGGACGGAUGAAAAUAUUUCUCAACUACUACUCAAAAAAGAUCCUAAUCUUCUCCACUGCCGAGAUGACUUCAGCCACAGCCCUAUUCUACUCGCCACCAAGAAUCGGCGUGAUGCAAUUCUCCAAAUAAUAGAGAAUAGACAGAAAUAUUCAGAAAUUAUUUCUACAGAAAUAGAAAUUAUUCUGCGCACCAUUCAUGCCCUAAGAUAUGACGUGUCAAAAUAUAAAGACAAGUUCCUAUUACUAUAG
Molecule: messenger RNA, 1212 nt
Organism: Talaromyces rugulosus
Lineage: Eukaryota; Fungi; Ascomycota; Eurotiomycetes; Eurotiales; Trichocomaceae
Exons: 1
Coding region: 1-1212 (403 amino acids)
Molecular function (GO): protein binding
Source: RefSeq, a predicted model, not a curated record